AGUGAGGUCCUUGUGCCGAGCACGUGUGCUUUGUUUUGCAACGUAAUGACGCCACACGCAGAAGACAGGAAGUAACUGGAAUCUAAAGCAUGUAAACAAGACAAAUGUUUCCCGUGUACACCAAGAGUAACAAACAUGGGUGUGAAAGGUCUUCAGUCUUUCAUGGAGCGCUGCUGUCCGGAUACCUGUGUGACUGUGGACCUGAGAGAAAUGGCCAGACAACAUGUUGCCCAAACCCCAGCUAACACUUCCAGCCCCACACUUGUUGUGGAUGGUAUGGCCUGUCUGUGCCACUGGUACAGAUGUCAGGACUGGAUAUGUGGAGGGCAGUGGAGGGAGUACAUGGAUUUGCUGAAGAGCUGGGUGGAGGCCUUCAUCUCAGCAGGAAUAAGAUUAGUCUUCUUCUUUGAUGGAGUGGUGGAGGAGCAGAAAAGAAAGGAGUGGGCGAAGAGGAGGCGCAGAGUGAACGGGGAGAUUUCUAAAGUAUUUCGUCACCUGAAGGGGCACGGUGAGCAGCCUGGUAGAGCGCUGUUUGUUUUGCCUUCUGGUACGGCAUCUUUCACACGCUUUGCUCUCAGGUCCCUUGGCCAGGAAGUGUUUUGUUCAGUGAGGGAGGCUGACUAUGAGAUUGCCAGAUAUGCUCUUCAGCAUAACUGUAUGGGCAUCCUGGGCCAGGACUCAGACUUUAUCAUAUACGACAGUGCUCCAUACUUAUCUGUAGCAAAGCUGCGGAUUGACACGCUCACCACAGUCCUGUAUGACAGACAGAGGCUCUGCCAAACCAUUGGAUUGGCUAUUCAUCAGCUACCACUGCUGGCCUGUCUCCUAGGAAAUGAUGUGGUGUCUGAGGAGAAGAUGAUGAACAUUAGAAACAACGCCAUGGCAACCUACAGGAUGAACAAGCCUUCACCACACUCUGGUGCUAAUCAGGGGCAAGUGGUGCUGGCUGUAUCCCACCUUGUGAGCUCAGUGUGGGACAGAGAGGAGGAAGAGGCCGGGCUCCUUUCUCUGAACCUGUCAGCUCCUCUCACAGAGCUGCUGCAGAGAGGAAUGAGCUCCUACAUAUUACCUGGACAGGAGGCUCUUCAGUGGGGUGAUUUCUCUACAGCUUCCUCUGCUGCUGUAUUUGAGAAACAUGUUAGUGCAGAAAUAUUGAAGGCCUGUAGGGAGAAGCAUGUAGCAGCAGAGGGUUUCAUGGUUUACAGUAUUGUGUGCGAGGGCGUCAUUGAAUGUAGCAACACUUUGGAGGAUGAAGAGGACACUGAACUGCUGCCUCAAGCCUUUGUCCUUAAGGCCUGCAGACAACGCAUCUAUGGGCUGGUGCUGCUGCAUGGGCAUGAUGGUUCAAAUGUUAACCUCCCAGCUAUGAAGGAAUGGUUUGUCUACCCUGGAAACCCUCUGCAGGAGCCUGACAUGGUCCAUCCUGUCCCAAUCAGUCUCACAGGUGAUCAGCCCAGUCUGGACUUACUCUGGUUCGGCACUGGUCCUGAAGUUUCUGCUCUCCGCCUCAACUCCUUCUUAUCAAUUUUUGAUUGCCAGCAGCUCUCAGACUUGCAUGGAGAAGUUGAAGACUCUCUCCUGGCUGCUCUCUGCCUCAUCACUUACAUAGCCCUCCAGGUAAACACUUUGUCUCAAGAGGAUGUUGAUGCUUACCUGAGUCAGGCUGUGUGUGUGAGAUUAAAAUCCACUCAGGAGCUUCAACACAUCAAGCUUCCCGUCCUCUGCAGCCGUGCGGUGCAGCUGGGAUCUCUGUACAUCCGAGGACUGGGACACCUGCUGGGUGCUAACUGUGCCUGUGGCUGCCCGCUGCCCAGCGCUGCCCUGAUGCCUUGGAACAGCUUUGACGGACGUCUGUUCCACUCAAAGUACCUGCUGGCACACGGAGGCGCAGAGAAAACUGUGCUGCUGGAGAGCGAUUCAUCCUGUCUGAAUCUGUUUCUUCGCUUGAGAGAAAAACUCACAGAAACUUGCAGGAAUCGAGGCAGAGUCCUUCAGUCCAGACCCAAACCACCAGAGCAAAGUCAUAAAACCACACCAGGACCCAGAUACAGAGAGAGACACUCAGGUGGGCCCUCAGAAAGUGAUGAGAACUGGAGGCAGAGAGGAGAAAACACAGGAGGAUGGAGGGAGAGGGAGGAGAUGAGAGGAAGAAGAAGUGGUUAUGGAAACAGAGAGUGGCAGAGAGGAGGACACAGAGGAGGGAUGAGAGGAGGCCAACAUUUUCACCCUCAUCCUGAGUCUUAUCCUAACUUUCAGGAUGGAGGACACCGCAACACAAGCCAUCGUUCAUAUCAGUCCAGAGGAGGAUCUUACAGCAGCAGAGGGAGAUACCAGCUGGCCCCGAGAUGGUCUCAGCCUCAUGGUCCAGGAACCUAACUCCAGCCUGAACUACAGAGGAGAGAGGAGGAGGAUUAGAGGAGUUAAGAGGAUGGAGAAGAUGUGAUGAAAGGCGUGAAGGAAUCCCAUUUCUCUGAACAAACUGAUUAGUUAAUAAUCUGUGAGGAAUGUUUACCUACUGGAUACAGUAAGUGAAGGAAUGAAGAUCAAGAGGAGGGAGAACGAAGAGAUUAGGUCACUUAAUUUUCCAGUAUUAACUGAAUUAUGCUUCUUUUUUUCAUCUCAAAUGAAUCCUCUGUAGAAAAGUUUUAAAGACAGUCACCCAAAACAUCAGUUUAUCUCAGGGAGAGUAACCAGUGACCGUAGGAAUGAGGACUCUCUGAACAAACACAGGAAUGAGCCUCAUCAAACACAGAGAGGUGGAUUAAUGGCUAAUCCCCAAGCCUGUUUUUACCUCUUAUCUUAGUAAUUAAAAGGGAAGAGAUCUUGAAAGCGGUGUGGCUCAAGCAACAUAAUCAUUUUACAUGAGAGUGAUUUUAAGAAGAAAAGCAGUAAUGCUGGUAUCGAAUAUUGACUGAAAUAAGGCAUCAGUAAUAGAUCUGUUACUACGGAGACGUAUUAGGGUCAGGGAUGAGAAAAAUAAUCGAUGGAAGGAGUUUUUAUAUUUCAUCAUACACUUCAGUACAUUUGAAGGAGCCAUAAUGUUGCUUUUCAUGUCUUAUUUGUUAAUCAUGAUUAUUUCCUUUGAUGGUUGACUUAAUUUCUGGUUUUGGAUUCAUGGGUGUGGUUUACCUCUUAUCUACCUGUUCAGUUGUGUGGCGAGAGGCAUACACAGAGGGUGAGUGGGGUUAUAUAUUUUCUGUUGACCGCCACCGUCAUUGCCAUUAUUAUCGUUUAUUUAGAUAUUUUUAGAUAUUAAAUUAUUUUGAGUCUUUUGUUAAUAAAUAGAAAACUUUCCAUGGACUUUGAUUUUGAUUUAUGGCAAGACGCGUCAGAAACAUGAGCCAACUUAGUCUCAGCGUCACUUUUCAAUCUUAGCCGCUUCAAAAUCAUCAAACACAUUGUAAGCAUUUAGAAAGGCAAGAUGCCAUUCCUGCGCUGUCUGUAGAGGUUUUAAGUUGCAUGAGAUUUUAGCUUAGCUGAUACCAUCUGGGCUAAUAUCAAUUGUUCACAAACGUUAAAAAAAGUUGCCCUCAUUGAGUCUUUCUUCUUAAUUUUGUUUUAGAUCAGUCUUAAAAUUUAGAGCAUUUUUCUAAACUGAGCUGUGCGCUAAGAAAUAGAACCCCCCACUCCUAUAGUUGCUAACAAUACCUGCAUUGCAGUGAAUCACCUCAGCAGAGAGAGAAGUCCUGGGCUCAGACUCUGCUAUCUGUGACAGGUUUACAUGAAAGCCGUGUAUCUUACUGCAGCUCAUGUUAAGGUUAUUUCUAAAUAUGUGGAUAAUUAUUAUUGUUUAACACCUCAAAUGUUACUUAUGUCAGUGUAUGAUACAUUGCUAACUAGCAUGUGUUUGCCAUAGCUCAUAUAGCAUUAACCAAUAGCUUCUUGCUAAUGUCAGGGAACUUUAUUGAGUUUCAUUUCUCUCAUUCCCAGCUCUAAUACUGCUCCAUAAGAAACUGAAUACAAAAGUGACCAGGGACAGAAAUGACUGAAGACUGUGAGUUAUCUAAGUGGCUAAAAUUAGAGUAUACGGUUUAUACAUUGCACUGUUUUAUACAUUUUUGUCGAUGAAUUGUCUUGAUUCCGAGCCGUGUUUGAUAAAUGAACACAUAAUUUUUUUUUAACCUGAAGUUUCUGUUCAUUCAUUAUAUCUUAUAUCUAGGUGUGUAAUGUUGCUGUUAAAACACAACAACAAAUCAAACAUUUUGAUAAUUUCUUCAAAUCCAUAUUUCCCAGUAAUCCAAUGUUAGUAAAUUUUGGUAAACUCAAAGACUGAAACAACGUUUUUCUUUUCUUGAAUGAGCUUGGACCACUUUCUGAGCACAAGAUUACAUUUGACAUCUUUAAUAAAGAAAUGAGUCAAGUUAA
Messenger RNA from Notolabrus celidotus (New Zealand spotty), 4365 nucleotides. RefSeq names its product family with sequence similarity 120B (gene fam120b). Lineage: Eukaryota; Metazoa; Chordata; Actinopteri; Labriformes; Labridae. Gene Ontology annotation, molecular function: nuclease activity. The record is from RefSeq and is a predicted model, not a curated record. Bases 136 to 2376 code for a protein of 746 amino acids. Gene Ontology annotation, cellular component: nucleus. The transcript is spliced from 15 exons.